UCCUACCCACUACCCACCAUGCACUGGGAGGUUUCUAGGGCGACCCUGACAGUCAACAAACAUGGCUGCUGCUGCAGGGAGCUCUCACCAACAUGAGCGAUCCUGCUCCCAUAUCCCAGUGUUCUCAGCACGACAUCCCAUGAUCCCCAAACUGUAUGUGAUGCCAUGGAAACAGGACAUGAAGAACCAGAGGCUCCUCAUGAAGAACGCAGCUCUGGCAGGGAUCCCUGUGGUUCCACUUGAGGAGUCUUUGUGUUUUUGUGGUCGGGAGCGUCUCUGCCACAAUCAGGACUCCACACACCACUCCACCUCUUCAUCCUCCUCUUCUUCUACUCCGCUCAGCCAGACAGGACUGACAGCUCAUCACACCUCCCACUUCUCCAGGUACAACAGCUCUGUGGUGACGACCAGGCAGCUCUACCGAACCUGAAGACCCAUCACAUAAAUUCUAAUUAAUCUGUCUGCUUGUGGUUCUCGUCACAGCUGUACAUUUAAUAUAGUUUGGGUGGAUACCAAUACAGAUACUAAAAGUGAGAAAUUAGUCAUUUAGUUCAGCAAGGAAAAGGUGGAUUAGUCCCAUUUGAAUCCUUGUGCCCUCCUCAAAUUUCCCUAUGGCCACCUUUGUGGCAAAAAUGUACACACACAAAAAACUGCUAUUAAAUCAUCAUACAUCAAGGUUUUUUUCUGCUUUUUUUCAUAAAUCUCUUAAACAACUUCAAACUUGCUCAAAACUACCAAAUAUUAAAUAAUAUUCAGGAUUUCUGGAAAUGAGCUGAACUAAACUUAACACACACACACACACACACACACACACACACACACACACACACACACACACACACACACACACACAAACUCUUGGGGUAGUCACAUGGCUCCAUAAUAUAACUGGCAAAAAUACAAGAAUUUCAUUCAUCAGCCUACAAUAGGAAAUGCUUGACUCUGGUGGAAUAAAGUAAAAAUGUCAAAUAUCACUAUUUUUCUUCAAAAUUAAAUGCUGACAUGGCAGGGAGAUUAAAAAAUGUGGUUUUAAUGGAAGUCAAUGAGGCAUUUUUAGCCAUGAAGGUGUCCAAAGGGAGUAUCUGGCACUACAUAAAAAAUACUAAUGCAAUCAAAUCAAUUUUGUUGCUAAUCUUUGACAUAUCCAAGACUCUAAUCACCACCAAAGCUCCAUCCCCCUACUAUUUAUUAGGAAAAUAAUUAAUUUUUGUGUUUCUUUUUUUGGUAAUAAAUAAUGAAUAAUUCAAAUAAUUAAACAGGUAAUUAAAGGGUUAAAAUCCUGAAAAUGAUUUAAUGUCUGGUACUUUUGAGCAAGUUUGAAGUUGUUUAAGAUAUUUAUGGGAAAAAAAGCAAAAAUUCAUGCCACAAGCUGUAACACAGCCAGAAUGAUCACCAAAUAAAUAGAAAAAAAAAAGUUGAGAAAAAUGUAGAAAAAUGCCAGAGGAACACAUACGGCUUAUAUAAAAAGAAGAACCAGGCAGCAAAGUUAUCCUGCUGGACACAACAUGUCUUUUACUACACUGUAAAGUCCAUUCUCAGUGGAUGUGCGCUGGAGGCUUCAAGUUUCUACAUCCAACUGUAAAAGUUGUACACUGCACCAGGAUGAACUUCCAAACUAUUUGUGAUCCCUCAAUUGAUAGCCUUUCUGCACAGGGAAGAUCAGACAUCACACUGUAGGAACAAGAAGAAAAACACAUUUUUGAGUGGAGGGGGACUUUAUAAUGACACACUGUGAGGCCACAAAGAGAUAAAUGUACAGAUACACUUUCUUAAGAAUUUUGAGAGAGAAAAAAACUAAUACAGGAAAGGAGUAUAAAAGCUUGAAUACUAAUAAUUUGCUGCUGAAAAUACUGGUUUCUGAUUUGUUGGAAAGUCUUUUCAAAUUAUUUAUGCAGGUUUCAGAGUCCCUGCAUGUCCCUUUUCUUCUUGCAUAUCUGUGUUUACCUCACGCCUUCAUUCACCUGUAUAAAUGUAUAAAUAUAAUGCAGUGCAAGCUGAGUGACAUUCCCAUGUUACUACCUUAGUUCAUUAUUUUUAUCCAUUUAUUUUUGCUUAUAUAUAACCUAUUUCUAUGUCCUAUGUCUACAUGUCCAUUUGAUUACACUCACAGUCUGUUCCUGCAGUUCUUAUGUUCACCACAGGGAGUCAGUGUUUGUAAAUGUAACUUACAGAUGUAGCUUCACCACCACAGAGCACCUGGUGGGUCAGAGUAUUAGGUCUUAAAUAUAUCACUUCAGAUUCAGUUUUAAUAUUCUCUAAAGUCAGGAUUAUUUUAACAAUCUGAUGGACAACAUGGCCCCAAGAGCUGCCUCAGCGUUUCCUUAAUCUUAUUGGAACAACUUGCUGUUGCCAGGUGAAGUUUAUCAUUUUAAAAUCAGUUUAUGUGUUUUAAAAUGUUUGUUUCAUAUAAAGUGUAGGCCCGAAGUGUCCCAUGAGAAAAUAAUGAGGACAAAUGAUUAGGGUAAAACUGUGAAAGUUUAUGAUUACUAAAGAGACACGCUCAGGACUCCAUUUUAUACUUUAUUAUAACACUGUCAAAUUAAGAAGCCUCUGACUCACAAAAUUUAAUCUUUAAGUUGAAUAAAGUUAAACUGGUUCCAUUC
This is a messenger RNA of Dicentrarchus labrax (European seabass), 2603 nucleotides long. RefSeq names its product testis-expressed protein 43-like. The transcript has 4 exons. Lineage: Eukaryota; Metazoa; Chordata; Actinopteri; Moronidae. The record is from RefSeq and is a predicted model, not a curated record. The coding region runs from base 62 to 430 and encodes 122 amino acids.